AUGGCGUCCAAGGUUCCUGUCUACUCGACAAAUGACCUCAAGUCAACCACCGAUGAUGCCCUCCUCCCAUACCUGUGCACUCUUCCAGCACCAUAUGCCUUCAAAGUCGACCAUUCCAAGAGCAACAUCCGCUUCGCUCUGGGCUACAGCGCCAUCGCAAUCGCAGGCUUCACUUUCUACGCAGACCGAACGCUAGGCUGGGAAGCGACAAGCUCCCCCUGGAUCAUCGCCGCAGUCGUCUCAUACUUCACCCUCAACAGUAUCCUGACUUUCUGGCUUUGGGCCGUCGAGGCCGGCGAGGUCUUUGCCGGCAAACGCAAGACUGGAGAGACGAUCACCGUUUCCUCAUCCUCGAAGAAGUUCUCCAAACAAUACAAGCUGCGCGUGCAAUACAAGUCUCCCACUGGAAAGGUACUACAGGAUAAGCGAUGCGAGGCUCCUUUCACCACAUGGUUCUCUGGAGAAGGUGUUUUUCACGCUGAGCCAUUCCGUCGUUGGUUGUCGAGCGAAAUUGAUAUCUUGAGACUGGCGGCGAAGGAGAACGAGAAGAAGGUUGCCAAGGAUUCCUAG
Messenger RNA from Penicillium waksmanii, 570 nucleotides. RefSeq names its product signal peptidase complex subunit 2. Gene Ontology annotation, biological process: protein targeting to ER. Gene Ontology annotation, cellular component: membrane; signal peptidase complex. The record is from RefSeq and is a predicted model, not a curated record. Bases 1 to 570 code for a protein of 189 amino acids. NCBI's taxonomy places the organism in Eukaryota, Fungi, Ascomycota, Eurotiomycetes, Eurotiales, Aspergillaceae. The transcript is spliced from 3 exons.